UUCAAAGAAGGGGAAGAAGAAACCCUUUGGCAAAGAACGAAGCUUCGCGUUUCGCAUCCUCUUUCACGACAUUCCAAGUCUUUCUCCAGAGAUUUCGACAAAGUUAUCGAUUCCCCAAGCAGAAGAAUAUCGGUUUUGCGAGAUUCUCUAAUUUGAAUUUCAAUUGCUUGGGGCAGAUCAAUGGCGUCGGGAGAGAAGGAUCACGAAGGCGCGGCGGCGGUCGAGACCGUAGAUCAGAACGAUUCCGCCGCCGUCGUACCCUCGGAGGCUGCAGUAUCCUCCGGCGGGGCGGAGAAGAAGGCGAAGGGGAAGGGUUUGUUCUCGCGGAUCUGGAACUGGAUAUUUAGGGUUAAAGGAGACGAUUUCGAGAAGAGGCUGAAAGGGAUAUCGAAGGAAGAAGCGACGAUCAGAUCCAGGAUGAAGCGCAGAUCGGUCACCAGGAGGAAACUCAUUAGAAACCUCAUCGCUUUCUCUGUCUUCUUCGAGGUGAUUGCAGUGAGCUAUGCGAUUAUGACGACUAGAGAUGAAGAUUUGGAUUGGAAGCUGAGGAGUUUCAGGAUCUUGCCUAUGUUUCUUUUGCCUGCUCUUUCUUUCCUUACUUAUUCUUCUCUCGUUAGCUUCACAAGGAUGUGUGACCGCAGAGAUCAAAACACAUUGGAGAAGCUUCAAGGUGAAAUGCUGGGGAAGAUCGAUGAGUUGAAAGAGAGGACCAAUUACUUCACCACUCUCGAUAUUCUUCGUAGGUUUGACCCUGACCCAGCUGCAAGGGCGGCUGCUGCAACUAUUCUGGCAUCCAAGUUGGGUGCUGAUUCAGGCUUGAAAGUACACGUAGGAGAUGAAUCCCAACUUGAUCCUGCCACAGGAAAGAGCAACGACAUGGAGAUCAAACACUCCCAAGGGCUCAGAAACCGAAAACAACCAAACACAAGACGAAGCACUGCUGGGUCCACUUCAUCCCACCAUUCAGAUAAUGAGUCUAACCAUUCUGGGACAAGCGAAGGAACCACAGAGCAAAACCAGCAGAUGGCUUUUGAGCAUUUUAACCCUCAGGGAUAUGCUGCUCAUGAUGGUAGCUGGAUCUCACGCAUAGCGGCUCUCCUCGUUGGUGAAGAUCCAACUCAGUCGUAUGCACUCAUAUGCGGAAACUGCCAUAUGCAUAACGGACUUUGCCGGAAAGAGGACUUCGAGUACACUACUUACUAUUGUCCUCAUUGUAGAGCCUUGAACAAGCCGAAGCAUUCAGAAGAGCAGCAAUCACUUGUUCCUCCUACUGCUAAUACAGCCUCUCUGAAUCCAAUGGAAAGUGAAGUGAUUAACAGCAGUAGCUCUACUAGUGAGCGUGGUGACAGUCCACUCCCUGCCGAGAUUGUGGGAGAAGCCCCAGAAACAACUGAGAGCUAAGACAAGUUCUUGUGUGAGAGGUAAAGAAAAAAAAGGCUUUCAUAUGUGUUUGUGAUAGAAAGAGAGUUUGAGAUGAUCCUUUCGGUCUUGCUAAAAUCUUAUACCUGCUUGCAGUUUUGAUUGUGGAAUGAAAAGUCUGAACAAAGACGAUCGGAAUAGGUUUUUUUAUUUAUUUUAUCUUAUUUUUCGUCUGUAAACAAAUCGCACCGUGUAUUUUUAUUUAUCUCUUUACUUUUGGUAUGCAGCUUGUUUCUAGUUUGACUCAAAUCACUUUCAUCAUAUAUAAUUAUAUUUUUUGGUUUUA
Molecule: messenger RNA, 1705 nt
Organism: Raphanus sativus (radish)
Lineage: Eukaryota; Viridiplantae; Streptophyta; Magnoliopsida; Brassicales; Brassicaceae
Exons: 5
Coding region: 181-1401 (406 amino acids)
Biological process (GO): endoplasmic reticulum tubular network organization
Cellular component (GO): endoplasmic reticulum tubular network
Source: RefSeq, a predicted model, not a curated record